Pecten maximus is the source of this 2401-nucleotide messenger RNA. Its product is annotated as elastase-like. NCBI's taxonomy places the organism in Eukaryota, Metazoa, Mollusca, Bivalvia, Pectinida, Pectinidae. The record is from RefSeq and is a predicted model, not a curated record. The transcript is spliced from 3 exons. Gene Ontology annotation, biological process: proteolysis. Gene Ontology annotation, molecular function: metalloendopeptidase activity. The coding region runs from base 216 to 2183 and encodes 655 amino acids.
CCUGUUUCAACAUGUUAGUACAAAAAUUGCACAAUUCUCAGAAAUAUAUCAUGAUAAGUGGAAAUUUCGAAAUGACCGCUUCCGUUUGUGACCUAUAUAAGAGCUUCGGUGAUCUUUUUAGAAAUAUAUACCUUCCAGUAACCAAAGAGACAACACGAGCAGGGUAACAAGAUUCGUCCAUUGCCUUUACGUCAGCCCGAGAAUAACAACACAGAAUGAGCCGCAAGCUAUUUGUUGUCCUGGUUGCUAUGGUGGCGUUUCAUCAAGCAUUAGCUGCCAGAAAGGUUGACGCCAGACAGCGAGCGUCCCAUACUAUACACAAGAGGUCACUUCAGAAUGAUAUGUACAAACGUGCAGAGGAUAUGAAAGAUUUGUCAGUCGACCAACUACUUGAGCUCAAUGGAGCAGAGCGCAUGACGACAUCGCGUGAAGCUAAGUCAGCGCAAGGCACGACAUUGUGGCGACUUCAGGAGACUUAUCUUGGGAUUCCUAUCUACGCCGUUGUCGUCUCGGUAGAGGUUGACGAUGAGGGCAAGCCUACGGGAAAAGCAUCUGGAGAGUUCAUCCAGGGAAUUGAAGAUGACUUGGAGUCGGUUGACCCUCUCUUCCCUCCAAAUGUAGCUCUUGAUAUACUGAUAGAAGCAGAGAAUGAUGGAGCACACAGGAGUUCCAUCACCCGCAGUUCAACAGAUCAUUACAUUUAUAUCGACGAAACUGAUCGGGCUCGGUCUGUUUACCUAGUAUCAUAUGUUUUGACCAGAAAAGAUGCUGCACCAAAGCGUCCCGUCAUGAUUGUUGAUGCAAGGUCAAGAGAAAUUAUAAGGACAUGGCAAAAUCUAGAAUCCUGGAACUGUGGUGGCAGAAGAAAAACCUACAAAGGUGUUGGAGGUAAUGAAAAAAUGGGUAGGAUUAUAUACGGGGACAAACCAUUUUGUCUAGCUCCUACCAUUAACGGAGAUACUUGUGUCCUGGAGAAUAAGUAUGUUCGAGUUGUUGAUAUGCAACAGACAACUGACGACUCCAGAACCGAAACUGCAAGUUUUAGAUGUAAAAACGGAUAUAACGAUGAGGUCAACGGAGCGUAUUCACCAGUCUUAGACGCAUUCUACGCAGGUACUGCCGUCGGAAUGAUGUUUGAAGAAUGGUUUCACACAACUCCUUUAAAUUCAAAACCUGUUCUUCGCGUUCAUUACGGAAAUGGGAUGGACAAUGCAUUCUGGGAUGGCAGCUAUUGUAGUUUUGGGGAUGGUUCUUCCACCUUCUAUCCUCUUACAAGUUUUGAUGUUGUUGGUCAUGAGAUAGCUCACGGAGUGACCGAGCAAAGUUCUGGACUAGAAUACCAUAACGAGAUGGGUGGACUCAACGAAGCCUUUUCCGACAUUGUAGGUGAGGCAACCGAGGAAUUCAUCGACUUCCGGAGUGACAUGUUCGUCGGUUUGGAUAUCAACAAGGGCGACAUCAUGCGUCAUUUCAGAGAACCCGAACUUGACGGGAGCUCACCAGGUAGUGUCGACGGGUACAGUGACGGAAUGGAUCCUCAUUACUCAAGCGGGGUUUUCAGGAGAAUGUUCUAUGUCAUCAUCAAGCAAAAGGGAGGAGUGAUUCGCCCAGUGGUCCACGCCAUACUACACGCUAAUCGUAUGUAUUGGAGAAGUAUGACAGGGUUUCAAGAGGCAGGUUGUGGUGUACUGAAGUCUGCUUACGAUCUAGGACAAAAUCCUACACCAUAUCUGCGAGCUUUAAAUGAUGUCGGUAUAGAAGCCUGUGACGUAACCGAACACAUCCGCCGUCUGAGAUCAAAUAAUCCAGUUUCCGGUAUCACCAUUUCCCCCGAGAUCAGUCCAAUGUUUGGGUAUGAGGUGCCAAGAUCAACCUCAAGUGUGACAAUUGUAGCCAGACAUGAUGUAGAAGAUGUUAUGAUUGAAGUCCGGAUAGGAACGUGGGAGAACGACGAGGAGGGACGGAGUAGACUCGAACGUUUCUCCACCGGUGACAACGAACUGAGACUGGAUGGUUUAAAUAGUGGCGAUGUUCUCUUUAUCGAAUUAAUGACCCAAAGUCAUAUCAACAUUUCCGGCGUCAACGUCACCGCAAUUCCCGAGAGCAACUCCAGACGGAACUCCGACAUGUCCAGGGCGUACUGGGCUAAGGUGUUUGCCGAUGCACGAUUAAUUCAGGAUUAGUGAUUAAGAAUGACAUUUUUUAAAUUUUGUUCUCAUCUGUGACAUUGAAACUUUGUUGAACUGUUUACUUCAUCAAUAUACCGCUUGUACACAUUCUACAUGUACAUUGUUCCUAUUGUCAAAUAUUCCAUGUUUUUAUUACCUAUAAAUUUCAGUAUAUAUUUUUUGUUUGUAUCUACUAUUUAAUGCGAUGCUCUAUUCAAUGUGAAAAUAUUUUG